CCGGAGCCCUGCAGGGAGAGACAGCCAAGGCCCUGCAGAGCCGGUGCCUAAGACAACGCCUCUGGAGGAGGGAGAAGACUCCAGCGCGACUUUAAGGGACACCCCGAGGAAAUGAUGAACGCCAUGAAGACAGAGUUCCUGUGCAUGCUGCUGCUCUGCGGAGCCGUCUUCACGUCGCCCAGCCAGGAAACCUACAGACGACUCAGGAGAGGCACCAGAUCGUACAGAGUGACCUGCAGAGAUGAAAAAAUGCAGAUGACGUACCUCCAACAUGAGUCCUGGCUGCGACCCCUGCUCAGGAGCAAUCAGGUGGAGCACUGCUGGUGCAACGGCGGCCGGGCCCAGUGCCACUCGGUGCCCGUCAGAAGUUGCAGUGAACCUUGGUGUUUCAACGGGGGGACGUGUCGGCAGGCCGUCUAUUCUUCAGACUUUGUCUGCCAGUGCCCAGAAGGGUUCAUGGGGAAGCGCUGUGAAAUAGACACCACCGCCACGUGCUAUAAGGACCAGGGUGUCGCCUACAGAGGCACGUGGAGCACAGCAGAGAGCGGGGCUGAGUGCGCCAACUGGAACAGCAGCGGCCUGGCCAUGAAGCCUUACAGCGGGCGCAGGCCCGACGCCGUCAGGCUGGGCCUUGGGAACCACAACUACUGCAGGAAUCCCGAUGGGGACGCCCAGCCCUGGUGCCACGUGUGGAAGGACCGCCAGCUGACCUGGGAGUACUGUGACGUGCCCCAGUGCGUCACCUGUGGCCUGAGAGAGUACAAGCGGCCCCAGUUCCGCAUCAAGGGAGGCCUCUUCGCCGACAUCACCUCCCACCCCUGGCAGGCCGCGAUCUUCGUCAAGAACAGGCGGUCCCCGGGAGAGCGGUUUCUGUGUGGGGGGAUCCUGAUCAGCUCCUGCUGGGUGCUGUCGGCCGCCCACUGCUUCCAGGAGAGGUACCUGACUCACCAUCUCAAGGUGGUCCUGGGCAGGACAUACCGGCUGGUCCCUGGAGAGGAGGAGCAGAUGUUUGAAGUAGAAAAAUACAUCAUCCACAAGGAAUUUGAUGAUGACACUUACGACAAUGACAUCGCGCUGCUGCACCUGAAAUCGGACUCACUGACCUGCGCCCGGGAGAGCAGCUCCGUCCGCACCAUCUGCCUCCCAGACGCCAGCCUGCAGCUGCCCGACUGGACGGAGUGCGAGCUGUCCGGCUAUGGGAAACACGAGGCCUGGUCUCCUUUCUUUUCGGAGCGGCUAAAGGAGGCUCAUGUCCGGCUCUACCCAGCCAGCCGCUGCACUUCCCGCCACUUGUUUAAUAAGACCGUGACCAACAACAUGUUGUGUGCCGGAGACACACGGAGCGGUGGGGACCACACAAACCUGCACGAUGCCUGCCAGGGUGACUCGGGCGGCCCCCUGGUGUGUAUGAAGGACAGCCACAUGACCUUGGUCGGCAUCAUCAGCUGGGGCCUGGGCUGCGGGCAGAAGGACAUCCCGGGGGUGUACACCAAGGUGACUAACUACCUGGACUGGAUUCGAGACAACACGCGACCGUGACCAGGGGCACCCCGUUUUCCCCUACGUCACAGAGACCCCGCUUCUCCCAUCUCUGAAGACUCACCACGGCGGGGGCUUCUUCACACAGCGGAAGUGGAGGGAGGAUGUAGUUUCACAGGUACUUUUCCAUUUUGGAAGUUUUCAGGGCUUAAGGGCUGAAACGUACUGUCAGACGGGAAGGUGGAUUAACGCCAGUCCCUCGUGGAAGACCACUCCCCAGGGUGGAAGCCCGCUUCUUCCUCUAUGCAUGAGAGCAUCUUUGGAAAGGGGACCACAAAGAUGAAAGCAUGUCUCAGUAGGCAAAGAUAACUCAAGCCUUCAGGAAAGAAGGGUUAGAUGUAUUCUACUAGAAAUAGAAUGUCUAUUUAUAGUCACAAGGAAGCCCAGCAGGAACCUCCUACCAAGGGAUGGGCUAGCUGGCCAGAUCAUGUUCCUCGACUCCAGCCCUUAAGUCAAGUGUUGGGCUUUCCUUUUCUCCCACUGCAGGUCUUGGAGGGAAUCCUAUUUGUGUACAGUGUAAUUCUUUUUCUUUAUAAGUUUCAUCAUAGACCCAGGAGACACGUAUCAUUUUAAUAACUGAUAAACUAGGCUCUAGCAUAUUUAUAUCAGUUCAUUUUUGUUUAUACUCUGUCGCCACUACCUGUAUGAUACUGUAUUGGAACAAUAAAUUCUGAUAUAUUUUUCACAUA
Molecule: messenger RNA, 2228 nt
Organism: Odocoileus virginianus texanus
Lineage: Eukaryota; Metazoa; Chordata; Mammalia; Artiodactyla; Cervidae
Source: RefSeq, a predicted model, not a curated record